This is a messenger RNA of Galdieria sulphuraria, 1417 nucleotides long. RefSeq lists its product as uncharacterized. Lineage: Eukaryota; Rhodophyta; Bangiophyceae; Galdieriales; Galdieriaceae. The record is from RefSeq and is a predicted model, not a curated record. The coding region runs from base 96 to 1370 and encodes 424 amino acids. The transcript is spliced from 8 exons.
UGUUUCCAACUUUAAACAUUUUCAUUUUCAAUCCAAUGAGCAUUUGUAUUUUUAUAUGUAGGUUCAUUGUGUGUCCUUGUUGAAUUGUUUUGUUGAUGAUGGAAAGAAUAAUAACUGAUAAAGACACUGUUACAGCUUUGCGAAAGUUGCAAAAGAAAGAUUCUGAAGUGAUACAAUAUGUCUCAAGACGACUUCGUGUAUGGGUUCAAACUGAACAACACAAGGCCAUAAGACCAUAUUACCAUUUUGCAGUAUGUCUAUAUCCAAGUGGCCAAGUAAUAGGCUACGAGUUGUGUAAAACUCCAAAUGAGAAGCCAAGUGGGAAGCAGGUCUUGGAUUUUCUGUGUCGCAUCUUGCUCCAACCACCAAAUGGAGAAGAAGCUCAUAGACCUGGAACUAUUAGUUUUACCGAUCAAGAGUUGGAAACACAGCUUGCCAACGAGCUGUUUAGCUAUGGUAUUCGAACGCAAGUGUUGCAGCCUGCUGAAGGAUUGGAGAAUCUAGUGAAAGCAGUUUCAGAGUCUCUGAUCAAGAGAGAACUCGCGACUAGAACUAAUGCAAGUGAAAGACCUGGAUUGUUAUCCAAGCAAGGAGUUGACUUGUCUUUGGUCCAGUCAUUCUUUACAGUAGCAUUUCAGUUGAGACAGAAAGGUCCUUGGUAUGAGUUUUCAGAAAGUCAAGUUUAUGGUAUUAGACUUCUUGAUCGCUUUCGUUUUGUUGUCAUACUAGGAAGCAGUGAAAAUGUUUUUGGUAUUGCAGUUAGCAGCUCGUUGAGUCAUUUUCGGAAAAAGUAUUGUCAGGCCAUGGGUAUGAAUUGGUUAUCUUCCUCGUCUUCCGAGGUCUUUUGUACAUUUUGUGGAGCACAACAAUUAUUGUAUACCUAUCGAUGUUCACAAUGUAAAAUUGCUCAUUAUUGCAAUGAAAAGUGUCAAAAGAACGAUUGGCCUGUGCAUAAACAAGAAUGUCAAAGUAGCACAAUGAGAGAGCGUGAAAAUGAUAUUGUGAGGCCAUAUUUGAAAAGAAAAGAAAUGACUUUAAUUUAUUGUGCUGAAACAGCGGUACCUUUUGAUGACUUGGACUUACAAUCCCAGUAUUGCUGUCCACUCUAUCCAAAUGAAGAUAAUUUUCCUGUAGCAUUUGUCAUGAUCGACAAUGGAGAGACUGUUCUAGAUAGGCCAACUAAAGAAGAGCUGCAAUGGCUUAUAAGACUUUGUGAGGUUUUAGUAGAUAGUUGUGGAAAACCAGUUUCGGUACUAAAUGAGGAUUCUAUAAUUCAAAACGACAAAAUGAUAUAUGUGGAAACUCUAGGCAGCCAUCCUUCGACAGCCACACAAUUGAGUGGUCCAAAGGAAAUGGAAGCCAAGGAUUAGACGAGAAAUGGAUGUGAAUUUCAAUGCUUACCACGUUUGGCUGUUUG